Molecule: messenger RNA, 1228 nt
Organism: Mytilinidion resinicola
Lineage: Eukaryota; Fungi; Ascomycota; Dothideomycetes; Mytilinidiales; Mytilinidiaceae
Exons: 3
Coding region: 47-1057 (336 amino acids)
Cellular component (GO): cytosol
Molecular function (GO): hydroxypyruvate reductase [NAD(P)H] activity; glyoxylate reductase (NADPH) activity; NAD binding
Source: RefSeq, a predicted model, not a curated record
CCUCUCUUUCUCCCUUUUAAUAUCCCACAAACCUUUCCCAUUCGACAUGUCUCCCCCCAAAGCCCUCCUCAUCGGCUCCCUCGCCCACGCCAACUCAGAAUGGCAAGCCCUCAGCAGCAUCGCCACGCUUGUGGAAUAUCCCGAGACCGGCUCACGUGAAGACUUCAUUUCCAAAUGCCGCUCCGGCGAAUUCGACGGCGUGGUAGCGUUGUAUCGCAGUAACGACUCGAACAAGAUCACUGGCAGCUUUAGUAAGGAGAUUAUUGAUGUGCUGCCGGAAAGUCUGAAGUACAUUUGUCACAAUGGCGCAGGGUACGACAAUAUUGAGGUGGAGGCGUGCACAGAGAGGGGUAUUAGUGUGUCCAGCACGCCAGUAGCUGUGAAUGAUGCUACAGCGGAUGUGGCGAUCUUUUUGAUGUUGGGGGCGUUGAGGAGGAUCACGCACAGUUGGACGGCGAUACGGGAAGGUAAAUGGCGCGGCGGCUCAAACUUUCAACUCGGCCACGAUCCCAGAAACAAAGUCCUGGGUAUCCUAGGUAUGGGCGGCAUCGGCAAAGCGGUAGCUACGCGCGCAAAAGCCUUCGGUAUGCAGAUCCAGUAUCACAACCGGACCCAACUGUCCGCCAACGAGGAGAACGGCGCGAAGUAUGUCAGCUUUGAGGAGCUGCUCAAGACGUCCGACGUGCUCAGUCUCAAUCUCGCGCUCAACCCUUCUACGAAACACAUUAUAUCAACGCCGCAGUUCCAGAUCAUGAAGAAGGGCGUAACUGUUAUCAACACGGGAAGGGGGCCGCUAAUCAAUGAGGAGGCGUUGGUGCAGGCGCUUGAGGAGGGGAUCGUGUGGUCGGCUGGGCUGGAUGUGUAUGAGCUGGAACCCACGGUUCAUGAGAAGCUGUUGUCGAAUCAGAAUGUUGUUUUGCUACCGCAUAUAGGGACCGCAACGGUCGAGACACAGUACGAUAUGGAGGUGUUAGUGCUCGACAACAUCAAGGAGGCUAUCCAAAAGGGUAAGCUCCUGACGCAGGUUCCCGAGCAGAAAAAGAAAGGAGGUGCGUGAAACUUGUGAGCUAUUGGUGUGUUAGAUAGAUUUAGAUGUUUCGCUCGGUGCAGUCUUAAGAUCUCUUGUGGGUACUUUGUAGAAGGAACUGAGUCCGGUUUCAAGCCAAUCUACUACAAUGAUAUGGCGCGGAUUGUGAAUUGGUAGAUGAAAUUUAAUGGGGUAUCAGUG